This is a messenger RNA of Lasiodiplodia theobromae, 981 nucleotides long. RefSeq lists its product as uncharacterized. NCBI's taxonomy places the organism in Eukaryota, Fungi, Ascomycota, Dothideomycetes, Botryosphaeriales, Botryosphaeriaceae. The transcript has a single exon. The record is from RefSeq and is a predicted model, not a curated record. Bases 1 to 981 code for a protein of 326 amino acids.
AUGCCGGCCACUCAACCUUCUGGAACGGCCCCACGGUCGUCGGUUGUCGACCCGUUCGACGCCCCUCAGUCCUGCAUCCUCCCCUAUCGUCCCGCAGCCUCGUCGUCGACACAAGCACAAGGUUCUGGAUCCGAGCCACAGAGCAACAACCCGCAAACCAACACCUCAGCUCCGCAGGAAGAGCAGGGCGGCAACACCGCGGACGCAGAUGCUUCUGAGAGCUCGUCCAACGCCUCAGACUCUGACGACGAUAUGGCCGACGCGCGCAGCGAUUGCAGCGAUCCUCAAGAAGCGGCGUGGGCGGACCUCUUGUACAGCGGCGUUGGACCUAGGCGGGCUUUGCAGCUGGUGUACCCCGAAGAGUAUGCGAGUUUAGUGGCGGAGGAGGCGGCGGCGGAGGCGGAAGCGGCAGCGGCGGCAGCGGCUAACGGCUAUGGUACCGCCCAGCCUUACCCAACGUACCCAUAUCCUGGCCUCCCCCAGACCGACGUCGACGGCAGCACCUUCGCGCCUGAUCAUCGUCAGCCGCCCACGAGCCUCCCCAACCAACAACCUCCCGUCGGCUUCCCGAACGACGCGAACAACUCUGGAGGUUGGCCGGGCUCUGGUGGUCCCGACAUGGCCGCCGCCAACGUCGACCCUGAAGCCCAGCGUGAGAUGACUGCGCUCCACGAGGCGGCCGGCGGCACCGAGUGGCCUGCGUGGCUGGAUCCGCGUUUGGAGGAUGGCUCCGUGUCGGGAGCCGCAAACACCAUCCCGCCGUCCUUGCCCGAGGUGGCGCCCGCUCAGCAUCAGCCACAGCCUUUCGAAGGAUCUGAGGAGGACGCGCCGCAUGAGAUGGAUUGCGAUUACGACUACGGCGCCGGCGACGGGACUGCCGCCGCUGUCGAUGGCGCGUCCACCGUCGCUACUGGCACGCCGGCGAGCGGAGCUUACACCCCUGGAACGGAAUGCUCUGAUCCCAACUUUGGCUUCAAGUAG